Messenger RNA from Eruca vesicaria subsp. sativa (arugula), 533 nucleotides. The record is from the annotation of a GenBank genome assembly. NCBI's taxonomy places the organism in Eukaryota, Viridiplantae, Streptophyta, Magnoliopsida, Brassicales, Brassicaceae.
AUGUUAACCUUCGAAGGUCAGAAGAUCCAGGGCUCUCAGAACAUCGUCGCCAAGCUCACCUCUCUCCCUUUCCAGCAGUGCAAACACAACAUCACCACCGUCGAUUGCCAGCCUUCUGGUCCCGCCGGCGGUAUGGUCGUCUUCGUCUCCGGGAAUCUCCAGCUCGCCGGCGAAGAGCACGCCCUCAAGUUCAGUCAGAUGUUUCAUUUGAUGCCGACGCCGCAAGGAAGCUUUUACGUGUCCAACGAUAUCUUCAGGUUGAACUAUGCCUGAAAGGAACCAGCAGAUUGUUAAGCAUACACAUCCUAUUCUAUUGGAUCAAUCCUUUUAUCAUUAUCCCUCUUGUUCCUUUUCUUUGUUUCCUAUAUGAUUUAUCUUGACAAGAGAGGAAAACUACUCUCUCUUGUAUUUGGUUUGAAUGCUUUUGUUCAUUUACAAAUGUAAUGUAAGACUUGAUUAAGACAAUUUGAAAUGGUUUCUCGUCUCAUUUAUGGCCCCUCUGGGAAUAUGAUUGUCGUUUAUCCUUAAUUGUU